Messenger RNA from Aethalodelphis obliquidens (Pacific white-sided dolphin), 5956 nucleotides. RefSeq names its product septin 6 (gene SEPTIN6). Gene Ontology annotation, molecular function: GTP binding. Lineage: Eukaryota; Metazoa; Chordata; Mammalia; Artiodactyla; Delphinidae. Bases 311 to 1624 code for a protein of 437 amino acids. The record is from RefSeq and is a predicted model, not a curated record. The transcript is spliced from 12 exons.
GGAACUAGGCUCGCGGGAGAGGGAAGCGGCGCGUUAAAUCCGCCCCCUCCCCGCACCCCACUUCCGAGGGGGUGGGCGAUAGAGGAGAGGUUGGAGCCGCGGUGAGGGGGCCCCUCCCUUGCACCUCCCCCCACCGGACUUGGUCGCGCCCGAAGUGUAACACUUUCUCUUUGUCGGAGGAGCUCAACGGUUUCCUGUAGCUCGCGCUGAAGCUCCCGUUGCGGAGGCGCCGGUGGCAGCCCUGGCGGAGGCAGGAGCGAUGGCAGCGACCGAUAUAGCUCGCCAGGCGAUCCCCUUUAAAUGAGACCAGAUGGAGGCAGAGGCAAAUUCAGGCUCCCCAGAGGACAGCUGGGCGUUCAUCCAGAGGCCUGGUGAAGGUUGCCGAACUGUCCCCCUGGCUGGACAUGUGGGGUUCGACAGCUUGCCCGACCAGCUGGUGAAUCAGUCAGUCAGCCAGGGCUUCUGCUUCAACAUCCUGUGCGUGGGAGAGACAGGUUUGGGCAAGUCCACCCUCAUGGACACCCUGUUCAACACCAAGUUCGAGGGGGAGCCAGCCACCCACACACAGCCGGGUGUCCAGCUCCAGUCCAAUACAUAUGACCUUCAAGAAAGCAACGUGGGGCUAAAGCUCACAAUUGUUAGCACAGUGGGCUUCGGGGACCAGAUCAACAAGGAGGACAGCUACAGGCCCAUUGUGGAAUUCAUCGACGCCCAAUUUGAGGCCUACCUGCAGGAGGAGCUGAAGAUUCGCAGGUUACUGCACAACUACCAUGAUUCCCGCAUCCACGCCUGCUUGUACUUCAUUGCCCCCACGGGUCAUUCCUUGAAGUCUCUGGACCUAGUGACGAUGAAGAAGCUGGACAGUAAGGUAAACGUCAUCCCCAUCAUUGCCAAAUCAGAUGCCAUUUCUAAGAGCGAGCUAACAAAGUUCAAAAUCAAAAUCACCAGCGAGCUUGUCAGCAAUGGAGUCCAGAUCUACCAGUUUCCUACAGACGAUGAGGCGGUGGCAGAGAUCAACGGAACCAUGAACGCCCACCUGCCGUUUGCUGUCAUUGGCAGCACAGAAGAACUGAAGAUAGGGAACAAGAUGGUGAAGGCGCGGCAGUAUCCCUGGGGCACGGUGCAGGUUGAAAAUGAAGCCCACUGCGACUUUGUGAAGCUGCGGGAGAUGCUGAUCCGGGUCAACAUGGAGGACCUCCGGGAGCAGACCCACAGCCGGCACUAUGAGCUGUACCGCCGCUGCAAGCUGGAGGAGAUGGGCUUUAAGGACACCGACCCCGACAGCAAACCCUUCAGCUUACAGGAGACGUAUGAGGCCAAAAGGAAUGAGUUCCUAGGGGAGCUCCAGAAAAAAGAAGAGGAGAUGAGACAGAUGUUCGUCCAGAGAGUCAAAGAGAAAGAAGCUGAACUUAAAGAGGCAGAAAAAGAGCUGCAUGAGAAGUUUGACCGUCUGAAGAAACUACACCAGGACGAGAAGAAGAAGUUGGAGGAUAAGAAGAAAUCCCUGGAUGAUGAAGUGAACGCUUUCAAACAGAGAAAGACGGCAGCCGAGCUGCUCCAGUCCCAGGGCUCCCAGGCUGGAGGCUCACAGACUCUGAAAAGAGACAAAGAGAAGAAGAAUUAACUCUGCUGUUUGCUGCAUGCUGCAUGAGACCCAGGGUCCCGUUUGGGCUUCCUGUAGACGCCCUUUUCCUGUGCAACAGAGCUGAGCUUCCCUGUCUCUAAUUCCCCCUUAACACGUCUGUGGGCACAGAACCCGUGCCCUCCCCUUUCUUCCUGCCAAGGUUUAUAGAAGCCGAGAGUCUGAGGACGGCGUCUGGCCUCUGGUCAAGAAGCCAUCAGUCACGUGGUCCAAAGAUGCAUCCUGCAUCCCAGUGCCCCUCCCAGCGCCCCCAGCCGGCCACUCCCCACUCCAUCUUUGCUGGACUGUAACAUGUUCAGGGGUCCCACCUGCUCUUCUGUACCACCAGCUUCCCUGUUCCAACUCUGGCUGCUGCUUGUUCCCCUGAGGUAUUUGCAUCCACCAUGGCUGGGUGAGCACCAGUCAGCACGGCUUUCCCCAUUAGUCCGCAGUCACUUGGCUUCCCCAACCAUCCCUCAGCCCCCAACAGAAGAGCCGCAGCCUCUUCUCAGAGGGUUCCAGAAGGAGAAUCCUUUGGUGCCUUCUCCUCCUGGCCUGUCAGCCCAGCCCUCUCCAGUUUUGAUUCACUCAAAAUAAUUGCACUCAAGCUGUGUUAAAAACCUGGAACGAGUUUGCUUACAGCCAGCCCUUCCCAGACAACACGACUGCUGAAGAAAGUAGCAUGAAUUUCCCCCCUCUGUUAUUCUGAGUACCCCACAGAUGCAGAAGGCAGAAUAAACCUGAAUAUUAGUACCAACCUAGUGUCUUAGGGAAUUGUUACAAGGUGUCUCAGCAUCUCCUCUGUAAGUUCCCUUAGGACGCCACACCAUCCCAAUAAGGCAGGGCCAGUAGCAGGUAUAAUCAUCCCCUGUCACAAACUGCUAAACUGAGUGGUCAAAGAAUCAGUGUUUUCAGUUUUGCUCUGGUGAAUCUUCCAGUCUGUUUGGUGAAUGUGAUGAUGAGUUUCAAUCUGUAUUUUGCGCGUGCCCCACAAUAAGAAGAGGUGAGACUAUCAGUUGGAGAGGAGAAAAGAGGUGUGCCUUGGAAGGUCCCUAACUUUGUCUCCAGUCUAAGGAUUUGUUAUUUUAAAAAUCUUCCAGCCCUGAUUUGUAUGAUGGGGCCCAUCCGAUAGUGGCUUUGGGAGCCCCUUUGAAGUUGAGAGCCCUCCAUUGUCAGGGCCAUGAGGCACAGUGGCCUUUGGUGUUUGGCCAGUGAGAGAGUGAGAGCUGGAGUGACCUGGCAACGAUCUGUGGCUAACACGCCGUUUCUCUGCCCUUCCUUUGCAGUAAUCCAUGGCUGUGUACUGAAUAGUAUUCCCCGCUACAGCUGGACUGGACUCCAUUUAGCCUUUUAAGCCAAGGUUCCUAUUGUAACUGACAGCUUUCCUUUGGAGCGCCAGGCAGCUGGGUCCCCUGCCCCUGCCAUGUACUUCCACUUCAAGCCCCACCUCUUCUUUUGAUUUCUGCCUCACAGUCCCACUGGCACUGACCAUGACCUUCUUUUUUAUUUUUGAGGGUUUUUUUGUUUUUUGGUCACUUUCUUUCAAAACACACAAACAAGGCUAUGUGAAAUUUUCAGGCCUUUUUGAAGUAUUGUGAAUGGGAAGGGGAGUUCUCUCUUCAAUAAUAGAUAAUGACAGGAAGCAAAAAGCAGAAAAAAACGAAAAGCAAACAAAUGCACACACUUUAUCUUUUCUUGUUGGCAAAGCAAGAGUGCAGUUUUGACAUGUAUUGUUUGGUGAGUCACUGAUUGGUGAGUGGCCAGAAGCAAGUAUGAAGGUGGUGCUGCGAAAGCAUAAGCUAGUUUCUUGAGAAAAUCCAAGUCACACCGUGGAGCAUUUUCGGAGACCCUGUGCUCGGAGAUUUAAAAAACAAAAAAGCUUGGGUACUCAGCCAGUAGCUCAGGGAGAUGCUAAGCUAGGGCUGUCAGGUCUUGGGAAAGGCUGCUUAUUUGUAGCUUUGAUGUUUCUGUGACCAGUUUCACGGCUGCUUCCCCAGAAUCCCAAACAUAAACAACGAAUCGGUCUCCAUCCGCUGUAAUUAUUUGCAUUACAAAUCGGAGGCUCCCUCAUUUGCAUUUGUUUACAGAUUAACUGCUUGAGGCUUGAGGAGCUCUGAAAACUUCAAAAGGUAUUAGAGCCACCCAGCCUUUGAGAGACCUUCAGAGACUAGGCAGGAAUUUCGUAUGAGGGGAGACAUUUUGGUCCAGAAGACAGAUAGGACCCACUUUCUUGUAAGAGAAAAUUGAGGCCCCGAGAAAUGAAGGGACUUGCCAGACGCCCCAGUCCUGUUUCAUGGCAGAAGCCAGGCUAAAUGCAGUGUGUCCUGAGUCCCGAGCCAUUUUAUAGAUGGACUCAAUGUGUUCAUGUAUGUUCCUAGAGACAAGUCUUUUGAUGUUCCAGAGAAAAUGAAUAGUUAGUAUUAGAGGGCCUUUGAGGUUUUUAUCCCAUAAGAAAAUAUUCGAGGAUGGGGUGGGUAGGGACAGGCAAAGCAGAGGGCUCUAGGCCAGCACUGAGCACUUCCGCUGACGAUAAGAGUCACAGGCACCUGUUAGCUGCUCAGCUUUCCUGGGAGUCUGGAAUGGGGCGUGCGGACGGAUGUUUAACAGGUGCCCUAGAUGAUCCUUGUCAUCAAGGAAGUUUGGUAAACAAAAAUCUACCCUGUGAGUGAACACGAGACCUUUAGGAAGUCAACCAAGGCUAUUAAAAGAAUUAAAAUGCUUAUUUUAUUGGGUAGCUUGUCUCACUGUAGACAGAAAGGUUUUCUUCCUUCUUCAGUGAAAAGACUUUUUAAGUGGUACAGUUAUUACUAUUUUAAAAAAUACCCUAAGUACUCUGUUUACUUCUGGUGAAACAAAACCAGUCGUUAGAAAUGGUCUGUGUCUGGCUCCACGCCCACCCCAGCCGAGACUGGGAUAGAACGGUUUUCUUGAAAAAUCCCCAUGUGUACACACACACACCCCUCAUGUCUCUUAAGCCAGAAGUUUGCUUUUCCUAGCUGCAGUACAGAUCACUUUUUUGUUGUUUAUGUUUUUUGUUUUAAUUAUUUGGCAUUCACAUGUGGCUGUUAAUAUGUGCUCUCUCUCUCUCUUUUUGUUUUAAUUAAAACAAGAAGCUUUUAACUGGUGUGUGGUGUUCUUAAAACCUCAGCACAUUUCCCUGUGGUGAUGGCCCAUCAGCGACCCCAUUUCUCACCUGUCUUCUCCAAGUAUGCUCUGUGCUACCUCACACUGCCUACUUCCCUCACCCUGUCUUAUUCUGAAUAUCCUUUUUCUUUAGCUAAUUUCAUGUUUUCUUUCUUUCUCUCUCCCUCUCCAGCUUUUUUUAAUCUUGUCUUCAGCAGCUGCACUAAGUCUAAAGGAGAAGACUGCCAUUGUAGAAGAGUUAGGGUUCCAUAUUGUCUCAAAUCAGAAACCAACCAAUUCCCUCUCCCUCCAAAGUGCGUGCGCAUACACACACACACACACACACCACACAACAAGUGUUCAUUGUGUCCCUGUGUCCAGGCAAGACGCUCUCUCCCGACUUACGUGGUAUUUUAAAUGGAAGUGUCUUGUCCUAACCUAACAAGGCAUGCAAAGAACCAUCCGAGCUGGAGAAUGGACCAAAUGUAGCCUCAGAGAGACAACUGCAGGACGACUCACCCAAGUGUAAGUGACUGAGGCAGGAGACCUCAGCUGUGGGUGUGGAAGUACUGUUCACAAGUUUUCGUUUGAGUUUUCUGUUUUUCUUUUUAAACACCAAUUCUCUGGUUCAAUGGGUUGACUGUCUACAGCCACUAUUAAACAUUUCUGAAUAUGGAUGAGAAAGUCGAGCAACAUUCAUGUCUUCUUCAGCAUUCACAGACCUUCUGCAGACCCCCCAGCAAGUGGGGGAAGUGGAUCUACUAACUCUCAGGUGGAGAAGGGAGAGUCGGGGGAGUUUAAGCUUAGUGAGAGCAAAAUGACUCCGUUCAACCUUCCAAGGCCAGUUGGGGUUUUGAGAGAAGUUUCUGCUCAACUUGGGAUCUGGAGGGAGAGCUUUGAUGUUGAUAAAUCUGCCUUGAAUUCAUUGGUUUAACUUGCAUCAAAAUACCAUGUGAGUGUGCUCAUUCCCAUAUAUCCCUACAACCAUUGCCAUUCCACUGUUCUGUGUCUCUUGAGAGAGCCUCUUUGCAUGUUUUCCAGAGUCUGUUUUUCCUUUCUUCUCCUUUGUUCUUUUUGCUCAGAGAUGUGACCAGUCAUUGGCCCUCUGGGGCUUUCAUUCGCCAGGAGAAACAUCCCGAAACCAGCAUUGUUUAGCUUGAUACCUUUCUAAUGUCCAUGCCAAUUUUCAAUAAAAUUCAAAGAAAUGCUCAA